This is a messenger RNA of Erigeron canadensis, 833 nucleotides long. RefSeq names its product LOB domain-containing protein 21. The transcript has a single exon. The record is from RefSeq and is a predicted model, not a curated record. Bases 69 to 569 code for a protein of 166 amino acids. NCBI's taxonomy places the organism in Eukaryota, Viridiplantae, Streptophyta, Magnoliopsida, Asterales, Asteraceae.
AACGCUUUUAUAUAUAUAUAUGGUUAGCUAACAAAAGGGAAAGCUAAAAAAAAUAGAUAGCCCGAUCCAUGAGAAGCCAAGAGCCACGUUCAAGCUCUUCUUGUGCAGCUUGCAAGUUCAUGAAAAGGAGGUGCACCCCUCACUGCCUCUUUGCACCUUAUUUUCGAGGCGACGAGCCCAAAAAGUUCGUCAAGGUUCACAAGGUCUUUGGUGCUAGCAAUGUUACUAAGAUAUUAAAUGAAGUCCCCGAACCACAAAGACAAGAUGCGGUGAAUUCACUUGUGUUCGAGGCCGAGGAACGACUCAAAGACCCUGUGUAUGGAUGUAUAGGUGCAAUUGCAUCUUUGCAAGAUAAGAUGUUUCAGCUUCAGCAUGAUCUAGCCGUGGCUAAAGCCCGGCUAGCUCGAUGCUCUAACUAUUCUAAAACAUCUUAUGCUUCUUGUUCUACUGACUCACCAUUGUUGAUGCUGGAUGGUGAUUUUGGUAUCACGUCGCUAGACGACUUUGUGAUGGAUCACGGUGGGUUGAUGACUGAAUUUCGUGAUCAACACUCUUUUCCACAACUCUAAAUAGUGACGUUAUUUUAGGAGUUGAUGACAUGAUAUCUUAUCUUUUAUGUGCCAAGGACUUCUAUGAGACUAAUGUUGUAGAUCUUCAAGUUAAUUGUCUCUUACAUAUUAAUUAUUAUUAAGGGGUUCAAAAUCAGGCAUAAAACUUAUAUUUUAUGUUGUUUUAAAGCAAUUUCAAUGGCUCUUGAUGAGUUUGUUGUAAUGUAAUUAUUGGUCUUGAAAAAUUUGCCAUAGAGAUGCUUAUUCUUCUUACUUUUCGUUGUC